AAAGGAUUUUGUGUUUGUCAGGUGAAGCAACCCGCUUCAAUCUUGCGGUUAGCGCGGCGCUGCGAGCACGUUCGAAAGAACCACGACCGAAAUGGGGACGUUUGUGGAAAACAUCACUCAGUACUAUCACUACGUCAACGAUGACCUGGCGGACCCCCGAACGAACAACUUCCCGCUGGUCUCCAGCCCGCUGCCCAUCAUGACCAUCAUGUACGUGUACCACCGCUUCGUGCGCUCGUGGGGGCCCGCCUUCAUGGCCAACCGCCCGCCCUACAACCUGAAGAAGGUCAUCAUCGCCUACAACGUCAUACAGAUAUUCCUGUCGAUAUACUUAGCUAUGCAGUGUCUGACCAGGCUGUACAUGCCCGGCUACUACAGCCUGUGGUGCCAGAAGAUCAUCUACGAGGACACGCCCCUGGAGCGCGUGGUCGUCAGCCGAGUCUGGCUCUACUACAUCAUCAAGAUCAUCGAUCUACUAGACACGGUAUUUUUCGUAUUACGGAAGAAAUACUCACAAAUAUCAUUCCUUCAUGUGUACCAUCACUUAGGCAUGUGUAUGCUAGGAUUCAUUGGAACUAAAUAUGUACCAGGUGGUCACGGCAUCAUGCUGGGCUUCAUCAACUCCAUGGUGCACGCGGUCAUGUACAGUUACUACCUGAUUUCGAUCGUGCGCGCGCACUGGGUGCGCCACUGGUGGAAGAAGUACAUCACACAGCUGCAGAUUCUGCAGUUCCUGUUGCUGAUCCUUCACUUCGGCCACGUGCUAUUCGAGCCGUCGUGCGAGUACCCCAAGUGGAUCUCCUUCAUGUUCCUGCCGCACAACAUCUUCAUUCUCUUCCUGUUCUCAGACUUCUACAUCAAGGAGUAUAUCUUAAAGAAAAAUAGAAAUAAGUCUAAGUAGGUAGUAAAUUAUUAUAAUAAAUUAGGCGGAAUAA
Messenger RNA from Ostrinia furnacalis (Asian corn borer), 935 nucleotides. RefSeq names its product elongation of very long chain fatty acids protein AAEL008004. The record is from RefSeq and is a predicted model, not a curated record. Gene Ontology annotation, biological process: fatty acid elongation, monounsaturated fatty acid; sphingolipid biosynthetic process; fatty acid elongation, polyunsaturated fatty acid. Gene Ontology annotation, molecular function: fatty acid elongase activity. The coding region runs from base 92 to 901 and encodes 269 amino acids. The transcript is spliced from 7 exons. Lineage: Eukaryota; Metazoa; Arthropoda; Insecta; Lepidoptera; Crambidae. Gene Ontology annotation, cellular component: endoplasmic reticulum membrane.